This is a messenger RNA of Arabidopsis arenosa, 1171 nucleotides long. The record is from the annotation of a GenBank genome assembly. NCBI's taxonomy places the organism in Eukaryota, Viridiplantae, Streptophyta, Magnoliopsida, Brassicales, Brassicaceae.
GAUCAUCUUCCUUCCUCCAAAUCUCUUUCAUCAUUCAUUGUGUUAUGUGUAAAGGUGGAUCAUGGGAAAUUUAAUUAGCGGUGGAAGCCGCCCGGCAUAUCAUCGGGACCGUACGUCACCGCCGUAUCCAAACCCUAAUACUCAGUACCAAGGCAAUUAUCCGUCGCCGUACCACCAACAAGAUUGUGGUAGGUAUCCUUAUGGGGAGAUGGCGUCUCCGGUGCAAUACGUAGAGCACCAGGAAGCAGUGACUAUAAGGAACGACAUCAAUUUGAAGAAAGAAACCUUGAGAUUUGAGCCUGAUGAACAAAACCCUGGCAAGUUUUUGCUCUCCUUCACUUUUAACGCCUCUGUUCCUGGAAGCAUCACUGUGAUGUUCUUUGCUAAAGAAGGCAAAGAGUGUAACUUUAAUGCGACGAAGGAGGAUCUGUUUCCAUCCACGACAGUUAGUUUUGCAAAAGGUAUGGAACAGAGAUUCAAGCAGGCUUGUGGAACAGGGAUUGAUUUCUCAGCUUUGUCAGAGGCAGAUUUGGUUGAGGCAAGCGAGACAGAUGUGUAUCAUGUGGCAGUGAAAGCAGAGGUAGUAUCAGAAGAUGAUCAUCCUGAGUCUGAGACACUAAACAGACAGAUAACUCAUGUGGCUUUAGAGAAAGGUCAUAAGGAUGAGUACAAGGCGAGAGUGGUCAAGCAGAUCCUGUGGGUGAAUGGGAAAAGGUAUGUUCUUCAAGAGAUUUAUGGGAUUGGUAGUACAGUUGAUGAUAAUGGAGAAGAUGCGAACGAGAGAGGAAAAGAAUGUGUCAUCUGCUUAUCGGAGCCACGAGACACCACUGUUCUCCCUUGCAGGCACAUGUGUAUGUGUAGUGGUUGUGCAAAGCUUUUGAGGUUUCAGACAAACCUCUGUCCCAUCUGUAGACAACCGGUGGAUAGGCUUUUGGAGAUAACAGUCAACACCGAUGACAGGAACCAAUGAGCUUUGCUACGUUGCUCUUCUCCUGUUUGUAUAGAGAGUGCUUCCCAAUGUUCUUGUUUGUGGUAUAUAUGCAGGCAUAAUAACUCAAGUUACUAACUACAUUUGCCAAAUGACACUUUCAUUCCGGUUUAUACUUCCAAGUUUUUUUGUAAAUCAUCUAGACGGUCUUGGUUACUUAUGAAAUGAAAAACUUUUGAAGCA